Mercenaria mercenaria is the source of this 974-nucleotide messenger RNA. RefSeq names its product EMILIN-1-like. NCBI's taxonomy places the organism in Eukaryota, Metazoa, Mollusca, Bivalvia, Venerida, Veneridae. Gene Ontology annotation, molecular function: protein binding. The transcript is spliced from 5 exons. The coding region runs from base 39 to 959 and encodes 306 amino acids. The record is from RefSeq and is a predicted model, not a curated record.
UCCAUUUAUACAUUAUCAUACUUAUUUAGACUUUUAAGAUGUCAAGCCCUAUCUUGUCUUUUUCAGUGUUUUUCAUAGUAAUCGUGGUGUUUUCACUAUCAGGUUCAGAGGCUUCAUCUGCUCCAAGUUAUGAACAGCUCGUAGAGAGGAUAAUUCAACUAGAGAAAAAGGUGGAUCAGAGUACCUUACUGGCAUCUCAGUAUGAACGUAACUCGAGACUUUCUCGGCAGCUCCAGAUUAUGGAAUCCCGAAUUUCUAGUCUGGUGGUACAACAGGAAAAUUCCAAUCGCAAGCAAGCCAAAUUGGAAGCUCGUAUUAUUGAGUUAGAAGAGCAAGCGUUAAAUCAUAAAAUGACCAUUGAACAGCAAAGAGCUGAAAUCGAUAAUUUAAAAGCUAGGCCUGAUAGAAAAUACAAUGAUGAGCCUGAAGAAGAAACAGUAGAAAAAUUGCCAGAAGGAAAACGGAUACAACAAAGCGAAAUACCAUGGCUGUCCUCGAGAGGUCGUAUAACGAAGAAAGGUGAAAGAAGAGGGAGAUCAUUCCCGGAGACACCAGUUGCGUUUACGGCUCUACUUGACCACAAUGUUGACCACUCGGGUAUUGAUCAAACAGUUAUAUUUAACAAUGUUCUUCUAAAUGACGGGAAUGCUUAUAAUUCUCAUACCGGUGUAUUUACUGCGCCACGUGAAGGACUGUACUUGUUCUAUUUCGCAUUUGGCGCUGGGUACGAGCCACACAAGCUAUGGAUGCAUAUAGUUGUAGACGGACAAGGAAAAGCUUCUGGCGUAGCGGACACAUGGCAACGGGGACAUGAUGCUCAGGGCACGAACCUUGUAUUGCUUCACUUACAGCAGGGGGAUUCCGUGUGGGUAGCAACCUAUAAAGUUGCAGAUAAAUCAAUCUAUGGUUUUCCAGGAGGUUUUACAACAUUUUCUGGUGUACUGCUGUACGAAUAUUAACAGUAAAUUAUUCAA